Molecule: messenger RNA, 1155 nt
Organism: Orbilia oligospora ATCC 24927
Lineage: Eukaryota; Fungi; Ascomycota; Orbiliomycetes; Orbiliales; Orbiliaceae
Exons: 4
Coding region: 1-1155 (384 amino acids)
Biological process (GO): RNA methylation
Cellular component (GO): mitochondrion
Molecular function (GO): rRNA (uridine-2'-O-ribose)-methyltransferase activity
Source: RefSeq, a predicted model, not a curated record
AUGGCAAUACCGCGCAGUUACUUCCGUAGCCUAGUAGGAUUAGCACUUGAUUCACCAUCUAUCAUCCAUAAUGCUCCACGACAAAGGAAAGUGGCGUUAUCGACUUCAUGCAUAUUCCGCAGAUUGACACCAACAAGCGUCUCGUCGUCAAGAAGUUUCUCGACCACGCCGUUUGCGCUAGCUUCGAAGAGCAGUAGAUGGGUCAAGCGGCAGAGUAUUGAUUAUGCCUCUCGGGAAGCCAAGGUUUUACAAUAUAAAAGUCGGGCGGCGUUAAAAUUGCUUGAGGGCUUCGCACCAGGCUCCUGGUCUCAAGUAGCAGUUCACCAAACCCAUCCAAACGGACGAGUAGUCGGUAUCGACCUUCUGCCCGCCCAACCCCCCAAGGGUGUCUCAUCAAUUCAAGGCAACUUCCUCAGUCCAGGGAUCCAAGCUUCGAUCCGUAGAUACUUAUCCGACCCAAACCGUGGUCGUGCUCGUCUAUCCCAAAGCAUCGAAAAACCAAAAAUUCCAUAUUUAGAGCAAUACAUGCAAUCAACUACGACAACCGAACAAAGAGAAAUAAAAAUUAAAGCGCCGAUUUUACAACUAGAUGAUACGGCUUCAUCGGGUUACAUUGCUCAGGAGAGGCGGGAUAGUUUACACGAUGAAGAAGAGGAAGCACGGGCUGCUGCCGGGGCUGCUACUGGGGCAACAAGAAACAGAGGUCCUUCGAAGGUGAAGGAUAGGAGUAAAAUGACACAAGAGGAAAGGGAGAUGAAUACGGUGGACGUGGUGCUAUCAGAUAUGUGGGAACCCUGGCCCCUGACAUCAGGUUUUCAUAUGAAUACCGUAAUAACGCCGUGGGUGUUUUCGAAAAGGUUGAUGAAUACUAGUGGCGUUGCGGUUAGGGAUCAUGCUGGGAGUAUGGAACUAUGCACCGCCGCAUUAACAUUCUGUGUCGACGUUCUCAAGCCCGGGGGAAGUUUUGUGUGUAAGUUUUAUCAAGGUGAGGACGAUGGUAGGUUAGAGCAAAUGCUCGAAAGAGUGUUCAACAAGAUUACAAGAAUGAAGCCAGAUGCUUCGAGACCGGAGUCUAAGGAGUGCUAUUUCGUGGCAACCAAAAAAAAGGCCGGGGUCACAAGGGAAGAUAUUGGAGUCCCAGGAUUGAACGCCUAG